Mobula hypostoma (lesser devil ray) is the source of this 7267-nucleotide messenger RNA. It is a transcript of the gene fign, whose product is annotated as fidgetin. Lineage: Eukaryota; Metazoa; Chordata; Chondrichthyes; Myliobatiformes; Myliobatidae. Gene Ontology annotation, molecular function: microtubule severing ATPase activity; ATP binding; ATP hydrolysis activity. The coding region runs from base 566 to 2863 and encodes 765 amino acids. The record is from RefSeq and is a predicted model, not a curated record. The transcript is spliced from 2 exons.
AAUUCUUUAUUCCAAAAAAAAACAGCACUCAAGUGUCAGAAGCGAGGCUGAGCCUAUGCUGUAACUGUUCGGGUCUGAAGAGAUAACCACAUCAUCUAUUUUCAGGCUUGGGAGGAAGCAUGGUGGGCGUAUUGUGCCAUGAAUAUGUAUAAUCUAAUGGUAUAUACAGUAAAGCGAUCCUAUUACUGUCCUCCCCGGAGCUUCUUGUUAGUUUCCAUGGAAGUGAGUGAAAUUGACAGCGACUGGGAUUCGAGAUCAUGUGGUUGUAUUUUAUGUGUGUGUGUGUGUGUGUGUGUUUGUGUGUGUGUGUGUAUGUGUGUGUCUGUGUGCGCGCGCGCGCGCGCGCUCUCUCUCCCUCCUCUGGUCUCCCUCGGAUCCCUUUUUUUUUGUUGAUGUCGCUUUUCCCCCCUAAUUAUAUGCAUGUAGGUUAAAUGAAUACCUGACGAAAGGCUCCACGUUUUCAGCAGUGAAAUUUGAUAGCCGAGAGAGAGAGGGGGAAAAAGUGGUUAAUGAAAACCCAACCGUUGGAAUUCUGAAUGUGAAUUCAAUUGUGCGGCUGCAAGAAAUGAUCAGUAGCGCGAGUGUUUAUGGCUUGAAGAUGCAGUGGACCCCGGAGCAUGCCCAGCCUCUGAGCCAGUGGCCGGAACAGCACUUUGACAUCUCCUCCACCACACGAUCUCCAGCCCAUAAAGCAGACGUGUUCAGAGGCCACCUGCAACGCACCUAUCAGUACGCCUGGGCCAAUGACGAUAUCUCUGCACUGACUGCCUCAAACCUGCUGAAGAAAUAUGCAGAGAAAUAUUCUGGCAUUUUAGAAGGCCCCAAUGAACGAUCUAUCUUGAGUAGCUAUUCGGAGGGGCCACCAGGACUGGUUAAUGGGCGGAAGACCGAAGGCGAGGCUUGGCAGCCUUCAGUGAACUCGGAGGGCGUGUAUCCCAUGAGUUGUGUCCCGGAUGUCAUAAGUGCCGGCAAAACGGGAGUGACCACUGCCCUUCCACCGACGGAUGCUUCCGGAAACAUUGGGAGCUCCCCUGGUGUGGCCAGCAACCUGCCAGAGCCGAGCUAUUCCAGCAGUACCUGCAGCAGUCUCCAUUCUGGGCUCCCACCGGUUGGUGCAUCUCAGGAAUAUGCCACGGCUUACAAUGGUUCUUACUUGCAUUCGAGUUACAGCAGCCAGUCAGCCCCAGCACUUCCAUCACCUCAUCCGUCUCCUUUGCACAGCUCCGGGCUUCUACAGCCACCCCCUCCCCCACCGCCCCCUCCCCCUCCCCCUUCCCUAGUCCCUGGCUACAGUACAGGUUCCUCCGGCACUGUGUAUAAUUAUCCUGCAGCUAGCUACCCCCCACAGACUCCUGUUGGCCCCGGAUACAGUCCUGGUGCAGCCCCGCCUCCCUCUGCUUACCUGCCAUCAGGUAUUGCUGCCCCAACACCCCUCCCUCCCACCACAGUACCGGGUUACAGUUACCAGGGCCAUGGCUUGCCGCCGAUUGCUCCAUCUCCGCUCAGUAACAGUUCAGCCAACUCCCUGAAAAGAAAAGCUUUCUACAUGGCAGGGCAAGGAGAAAUGGACCCCAGCUAUGGAAAUUACAAUUACGGACAACAGCGGACUGCUCAGAGCCCCAUGUACAGAAUGCCAGAUAACAGCGUUUCAAACGCGAGCCGGGGAAAUGGCUUUGACAGGAGCGCAGAGUCAGCACCUCUAGCGUUUAAACCAACAAAACAGCUGAUAGUCAGUGAUCAACAAAGAAAAUUCAGCAGCCAGUCCAACAGGGCGCUCACGCCACCUUCGUACAGUGCUGGUAAAAAUUCCUUAGGACCGUCGAGAUCGAGCGACUCCUUCGGAAAAUUCACCUCGCCAGUAAUGAGCGAACGCAGUGAUGAGCACAGGCAGCUCCUCCCACACCCACUACAGGGCCCAGGCAUUCGUGCAGCUACCUCAUCUAACCGGCCAGCUGAUGAACAGUUAAAGAACACUGACUCAAACCUCAUUGAACUUGUUACCAAUGAAAUUAUAAGCCAGGGUCCUCCACUGGACUGGAGUGACAUUGCGGGACUUGAAAUGGCCAAGGCGGCUAUAAAGGAGGAAGUGUUAUGGCCUAUACUGAGGCCUGACGUUUUCACCGGACUCAGUGCUCCACCUAGAAGCAUCCUUUUCUUUGGUCCUCAAGGAACAGGCAAGACGUUAUUGGGUAGGUGCAUAGCUAGUCAACUAGGUGCCACCUUCUUUAAAGUCAAUGGCUCAGCACUUAUUUCCAAGUGGCUGGGGGAAGGGGACAAAAUCAUUCAAGCUUCUUUCCUUGUAGCACGCUGUCGUCAGCCCUCUGUCAUUUUCAUCAGCGAAGUUGAUUUGCUUCUCUCGUCCCAAGUGAAUGAAGAGCCCAGUCCCAUCAGCCGUAUUAAAACAGAGCUUCUCAUGCAACUGGACACUUCAGUGACCUCUGUGGAGGAUCAAGUUGUGGUAAUUUGUGCAACCAGUAAACCCGAAGAAAUAGAUGAAACUGCUCGCAGAUACUUUAUGAAACGACUUUUAAUCCCAUUACCUGACAGUACAGCAAGGCACCAGAUGGUAAUACACUUGCUCUCACAACACAACUACUGCCUCAGUGACAAGGAGAUCACACUGAUGGUGCAGCGUACAGAGAGCUUCUCUGGCUUGGAUGUGGCUCGACUGUGUCAGGAGGCAAUGGUAGGCCCUCUCCACGCCAUACAGGGGACGGACCUUUCAGCCAUCAUGCCUAAUCAAUUGAGGCCAAUCACUUACCAGGACUUCGAUAAUGCUUUUUGCAAGAUCCAGCCAAGCAUUUCCCAGAAGGAAUUGGACGUGUAUGUUGAAUGGAACAAAAUGUUUGGCUGCAGUCAGUGAUAAUCCUGUGCAUAUUCAGUGAUCAUUGGUCACAGUGAUGUGCUACGUAGGGAUAUGAAACCCCUUUUUCAGUAGUAUUACAGUUGAAAAAGGUACUGAGGAGAUAACAGUGACCUUGGCAAAAUGACUGAAAGUCAGGGUAAACUUGAAGGAAGAGCGCAAAGUCAGAGCUACUCAAGUGUAAGCUGCAUACGGAAGAGCUUAUGUUGAUAUUCAGUUCUGCUCAAAGAAGACGACGCUCACCAAGGUGCAGAGAAAAGUGGGUUGCUUUCAAAGGACAGGAGCCCUCUGUGUUGAUUCCAUUCUGCUGUUCUUGAGAUUCAGUUGCUGUCAAGUGCCUGAAGUGGUGCUUUAUUUUUUUUUGUUGCCUCACAAUUCAGUUGGUGGCAUGUGCUAAUACAAGAGCUGUAACUUUUAAACAAUUUUGAACAAGAUGUUUAUUGAGAAAUGAAAGGUUGUUAUAGGAGGUUGCUAGCCAGCUUUUGCCAUUCUUAAGGACAACAGUAUUCCUCAAACCUGUCUGUUCUGCAGUAUCACCUGAGAACAGUUAUAGCAGGGUAUUGAUAAUCUGGACCUUAAUUUUAGCAGUUCAGUUCUUUUAAUGUUCUGUCCGCAAAUACUCAGGAAAGUGAUUGUAAUUUGUACCUCAAAGGAAUGUGUUGAAAGCACUAUGUAUUGCUGAGAGUCAUAGGCUGGGUUUCUCAUUACUAAUAUUACUGUAUGUUUACCUCAAAGAAAUGAAUAGCGAGGAGAUGACUUUGAAUGUAUCCAGGUUUAUUCUGAAGUGGUCUGUCAGAACCUUUUACACCGUUCAGCUCUUUCAAGCCGAACAGAAGGAUGAAUCCUUAUUGUGAAAGUGAUUGCUUUCCAACUUGGGGGUAAAUUCAGCCCAAGCUCCUCUUUAUCUUAGUGAACUUUAGCAACUGACAAUGUUUGUAAUCUUACAGUAGCUGCAGUACCCAGUCAGGAGGUGCACAUGUCAAUUGAAAGCCACUUUAAUAAUUAAGUAUUUGGGGAAAUAAUUUUUCAUGUUCUUUAUUUGGUGAUUCAUUACUAUGUGAAAGGCACACUUAGUUGUGAACUAUGACUGUUGACCUUCAAGCCUCUUGACGACUGGUUACAGUUGUAGCUUCUAGGUUAUUGAGAUGGGGGUUGGGAAGGGUUCCUUGUGUCAAAGUUGGAAGGUCAUGGGUCACAGAGCUACAUGUGGCAGGCAGUUGGCUGGCUGCAGGAUAAGCAGUAGCUAACCACGAAAAUGUGUGCAAGAUUUUCAGUCUGCUCUAAGGAAAACUAAUCAUCUGUACUCAGCUUUGGAUUAAUUUAACCACCAUUCCUCAUAGAUGUGCUGAAACCCAAGGAGGAACUAUGUCCUGCUUUCUGUUCUACCUCAGUUUUGUUAUCUUCUCUCUGAAAGCAGAUUAUUAGAGGGUUUUUUUGGAAGUCAGAUUACACUUUGGUAUGCUAACCUGCAGAACAAGUUUCUGUGAGCUGCUAACUUUCCCUCAAGUGAGCUUCACGUUUCUCCCUUCUUCAGCCGCACAUUCUGCGGAGUGUUCUUUCUGGAACAACUAUUAGCUGGCAUGUGUGGCAUUUUUAUCACCCCUCCUGUGUUGUCUUUCUUUUUAUCCUUUAAUGCUUUAUGUGCAACUUUUUUUUUGUUUUUGACAGCUGAUUGAUGUUGGGUAAUGUCUCUGAACAGGAGUAGCUUAGGUUGCAGCUGCCCCAAAGCUUGUGACUGCAUGAGGAGAACAGUCUCGCUCGCUGCUGAAUGUAAUGUUUUUUUUUCCAAUUCUUUAUUUUAUACAGUUAAAGAACUGUUGCAAAGCACUGGUACUUUGUGUUGCCAUUAAAUAAUGUAAGUUUAAAAGCAUUUUUUUUAAUCUGCACUGAAAAUGCCAAACUAGAAGAUAAGGAUGUUAGGUUUUGCCCCAUGUAUUAAUUUUGUGGGGAAAAAAGGCUCAUUUAAUUAGAAUUUCAGAGCAUCAUUCUCACAAUUUUUUUAAAUGAACAGCUAGAGUCUAAAAUCAAUAUUUCUCUUAAAAGUUUGCCAAUGCACUGUGCUGACCCUUUUAUUUUUGUUGUGUUUAGGUUAGCCAUUACUUUUGGUGUCUGCUUUCAAAGUAGAUUUUUAUUUCAAUCUUGAUGCAUUUAUUGGAAAUGAUGAAGUGAAACUUAAUUCAAUAAUUCCGGCUCACCCUCCAAUUGGAAGAACUAAUAAUGGGUUUUAAUAUUGUCUUUAGCUUGGGUUCUUUUGGAGUAAGAUGGAAGUGUAAUUAUGGACAUCAGUGCUGUGGGCCAUUCCACCUUAAUGUGCCACUUAAAUGUGACAUUGUGCAGCCAUUAUAUAUCCAAACAAGCUUUAAAAUCAAACAUUUCAUACAAUUUCAACCAAUGCAUGCCACCGGACCACAGCUAUUAAAAUUAGCAUGGGCUGUCCACAUGUGUUUUUUUUUAUUCAUAUAUAGUCUUGUGAAUGUAAAGUGGAAACCAAAACGUGGUGGAAAAUAUAAAUUUUGUCCCAAAUUAAAAUUUCAUAUUUUAUCUUUUUUUAAUAAAAACUUUUCCAAAUUCAUAUUGAAUUUAAAAAAAAGAGGUAAAAGACCAGCUUACAUGUUUAGAAUUUAUUUGUUCCAGAAUUUUCUUAACAGCCUGGUAUUUCUAACAGUAAUUUAAAUUCUGGCCGUCUAAACUAAUUAGCAGAAUGUGAAAUUAGUUUUAUUUGUGAAAGCUCUUUAGUCAGCACUCAUGCUCUUGAAGUGUAAAUAGGUUUAAUGUUGUGCUGGAGGUCAUUCAGUCAGAGAUGCUGGAGUGUGUCAGGCAAUGAAAGUCUGUAUUAUGUUUUUUGAGUCAUUGUUAAAUUUUACACAAACAGCUAAUAGCACAGAGAUAGGCAGCAUUUAAUUACAAUGGUACAUUCUACCUCCUUCUCCCCACCCCACCCCCAGCCCUAAACAGUUGUUCCUGUAUCAGCACACAGUCCUUGCCUGUCAUUUUAAAUUCUUCUCCGUUCUUAAACGUAACACUAGUAUUGUAGCACAAUACACAGCAUUGUUAAAGGCAGUUCAAUUUAAAAUGGAAGGAUGGCACAUCUGAGUCCUUAUGAUAGCUACAAUGCAGGCGGUUUGGGUCAGUCAUGCUGCGGGACUGAGGAAAAAUGAAACGAUACAACUGAAUGUUCAGUAUUUAAAAUAGUCCUACUGAAGUGUUUUGAGCACAAUCAUUCAUCAUAAAGCUACUAUUGUGAAAGAGCUUAAAAAAAAUUAUUUGCGAUUUUAGCCACUCAGAAUUUUCUUUUAGCCUACAUCUGUUGUAAAUUCAAACAUUGUUGCAUUCUUUGUAACCAUUUCUACCUCAUUGCUACAUAUUGUACAUGUAGUAUUUAUUAUUUUAUGUCCUUUUUGAAUGUCAUGCAUUUGUAAAAUAAGACUUGUCCUUGAACUUGGAACAGUCUACCUCAGAAAGACUGUCAUUACACUGAACAGUAUUAUCAACCUAAAUGAUAGGAAGCAUUAGAAAAGUGUGGCCGUGUAGAUAAUGCACACCUACUGGUGGUAUUGUUGGACUGGAAAAUGUUACUGAUGACCAGACUAUUUCUGUAGGAUGUUUGUUACUGUAUACACCUUUUUAUGUAGCCGCACACGCUACAAAUAAUUUGUGUGUCAUAUUUAAUUCUGGCCAAUCAAACAAUUGAGGAUUGUGACAAAAAUUUUAAAAAACACUUGAUCCCUAAAGUAAUUUUUUUUUAAAAAAGGAAAUCCUUCAAUAUACAGUGUCAUAAAUUAUAAAUAUUUUCAGCAGGUUUUAAAAUAUGUACAUAUUAUUUUGUAUCUGCUGAAACCAAAUUAAGUCUUUCCCUCAUGGUGUAAAGACUCUCUUCUAUCAUUUAGGCUGCACAAUAUCAUUGUUUUUUUAUAUAAAGUCAAUUAAUUCACAUUUGUGAAUAUUAUUUGUGUAAAUGAAACAUUUCUGGUUUAAACUUUUGUUUCAGUUGCUGAUGUAAUGGGAUCAUUAUAUGGUUGAAUGUAUGUGCAUAGGAAACUGCUUUACAAUUAAAAUUGGUGAUCUCGACUGAGUUCCUGAAAUCGUUGCAAUGCAUUUUGUCCUCAUUGGUGCAGUAUCAUUGUAAACUUCUGCAUCUCAGUCGUAGGAAGUAGUGAGGCACUGUAGACUGAAAAUUCAGUGCUGAAUCCUAUUAUAUUAUCUAGCCACAUAGAAUCUUUCUUUUCAUAAUUACUUGCUACCACAGGGAAAUUAUUGGAGUAAAUUUUCAUAUAGAAUAACUAGUUUAAGUAGUGACCAUUAAAAGAAAAUUUGUGGUUCAAGGCAGAUAUUUUUAUGAAAAGUUUUCUCUAUUGUACAAUUUGUUGUAUAUGGCUAUGCUACUAAAUAUGGAAACAGAAAAGA